ACUCAGGCGACUCUUUUUCCACAGCUGGCCGGAGGCGUGAUCCUUGGGGUGGCCCUUUGGCUUCGCCAUGACUCCAAGACCACCAGCAUCCUCUACCUGAACCUUGACGACAAGCCGGCCCCCAGCACCUUCUACGUGGGCAUCUACAUCCUCAUCGCCGUGGGUGCCGUGAUGAUGUUCGUGGGCUUCCUCGGCUGCUACGGAGCCAUCCAGGAAUCUCAGUGCCUGCUGGGCACGUUCUUCACCUGCCUGGUGAUCCUGUUUGCCUGCGAGGUGGCUGCUGGCAUCUGGGGCUUUGUCCACCGGGACCAGAUCGCCAAAGACGUGAAGCAGUUCUACGACCAGGCUCUGCAGAAGGCCGUCCUGGAGGACAAUGCCAGCAACGCCAAGACCGUGGUGAAGUCCUUCCACGAGACGCUGGGCUGCUGCGGCUCCAACGCCGUCACCACCUUCAUCACUGCGGCCGUCAGCAGCGAGCUCUGCCCCAGCGGCAGCAACAUCUUCGUCACCACCUUUAAGGCAGACUGUCACCAGAAGAUCAAUGACCUCUUCUCGGGGAAGCUGUACGUGAUCGGCAUUGCUGCCAUCGUCGUGGCCGUCAUCAUGAUCUUCGAGAUGAUCCUCAGCAUGGUCCUGUGUUGUGGCAUCCGGAACAGCUCCGUGUACUGAGGGGCUCGGGCUGGAGAGGAGGAGGGGUGCCCCCACACUGGCUGAGAAGCCCAGGGAAUCCUGUCUAGAAAUGUUUCCGCUAUUCCUGCGCAGUACUUAGGAGCGUUUUUUACUUUGGGGGAGGGGGGAGGGCUAUUUUCCAAGCAAAGGACUUGCCGGAUCCCUCUCUGUGCCUGUGGCCACAGGGGCUCAGAGGGGGCUCCUGGAAGAGGGCAGAGAGGGAUUCUGAGGGGGGAAGGCCCUGUGGCCCCUGGCCCGGGGACCCUCUUCCCCCCCCUCAUCCAGCGGUGGCCUUUUCUGUCUUAUAACCGCUCUGCAUUCUUGGGGCCCGGCCGGCUCUUCCCCCAGCAGCAGCAGCAGCGUCUGCCAUUCUCACCCUUUCUGGCCCCUUAGAUUGUCCAGGCCGACUCGCAGAGGAGGGGGGGCUCUUGCUCGGCCGAGGCCCUCCCUUCCCUGGCCAAGGGACCGGCAGAGCCCAGGGAGGGUGCCCGGGCAGGGUCUCCUGCCACCUCCUGGGGUUGGCACUGCCCAUGGCCACACAAGACCUUCCUUGGCCCUCUGAGCCCUUCGGCAGUGACCCGAGGGGCCUGAGGCAAGCGAUGGAGCCCUAGAAAGCCUUAAAGGAAGACCGACUGCCCUGAUCCACCUUUCUCUGGGGGGGGGCCAAGCCCCCAGGCCCGCCUCCUCAGGCCCCCCUGCCGUGCCGGGCUUGCAUGUUUGUUUACAUAGAUGUCGUAUGUACCCAAGGAGUGUGUCCUGGGCCUCGGCCCAUGUUGUCUGGCCUGUGGGCAGCUGCCAGGCCUCCUUCCUGUCUGUGUUUCUGUUGUGGGUCGCCCCCUGGCUGGGCUAGCAGAGGUCUGCAGCCUUCACCCCUGGGGGACAAGCCCCAAAGGGUUCUGGGGCUGGGGGGGCAACCCAGGAGUGAGAUGGGGCAGGGGAGGCCGAGUCUGGGAAAAGAGGGCCCUUUAGUAACCUUUGCACCCGCCACCCCAUCCCUGCUUUGCUCAGGGCCUCUGGGCCCCACUCUGGGAGGGAGCAGGGGACAGCAUGGCCUGAGGGUCCCCCAGCCCCCCCUUUGCUUUGCUGAGACCCCCCCCACGUCCCCUCUUCCGUCGUCUGUCUGCCUGUUUAGCCAACAUUUAAAUCCAUGUAGAUGAGAAGAAAUAAAGUUUUUCUUGGUGA
Messenger RNA from Gracilinanus agilis (Agile Gracile Mouse Opossum), 1851 nucleotides. RefSeq names its product CD81 molecule (gene CD81). The transcript has 7 exons. The coding region runs from base 172 to 669 and encodes 165 amino acids. Gene Ontology annotation, cellular component: membrane. Lineage: Eukaryota; Metazoa; Chordata; Mammalia; Didelphimorphia; Didelphidae. The record is from RefSeq and is a predicted model, not a curated record.